Messenger RNA from Hypoxylon trugodes, 2698 nucleotides. Its product is annotated as fungal-specific transcription factor domain-containing protein. Gene Ontology annotation, biological process: regulation of DNA-templated transcription; DNA-templated transcription. NCBI's taxonomy places the organism in Eukaryota, Fungi, Ascomycota, Sordariomycetes, Xylariales, Hypoxylaceae. The record is from RefSeq and is a predicted model, not a curated record. The transcript has 5 exons. Gene Ontology annotation, cellular component: nucleus. The coding region runs from base 223 to 2610 and encodes 795 amino acids. Gene Ontology annotation, molecular function: DNA binding; DNA-binding transcription factor activity, RNA polymerase II-specific; zinc ion binding.
GUAUCUCUCGGUACACUUCAGUACCUAGACUGGAAUUGUUAAGAGACACGCGAACUUCAUUUUUUUCAUCAAUGUCCCCGAGUUGCGGCUCGUGGUUCAUUCACCAAUAACCUCAAUUAAAUUCCAAUGAUGAAUAAGUAAUAAUGCGACAUUUAUCGCUAGGUGCGAUAUUAUUAUUCGCUAGAUAUACGACGAGAAUUUCCGAGGAUAUAGCAGACAGAGAUGGAUGAUGAAGACGCAAGUCUUUCCGCGGAUGGCGAUGUCCAGCAGCGAUCUAAGAAGAGACGUAUCUCACGCGACGAAGAUGUCGAAGGUCCUGCUUGUCAAUCGUGCCGGAAGAAAAAGGCCAAGUGCUCACGACAACAGCCAUGCUCUGUCUGUGUGAAAUAUCGAACUCAAUGUGUUUACGACGAAACUCGUUCCAAGCCCGGAAUGAAAACCGGUGCCAUUGAGAAUCUAAGUCAGAGGGUUGCCAGCCUCGAGCAAAUGUUCCUUGGACAGAGCAUGCUAUGGCAACAACUUUGGACUGGCCUAACGAGCAAUGAUAAUGGGCACACAGGCCCCCACACAGAUGCUCUACAAGCCCCGUUAUCCUCCCUGAAGGAGCACAUAGGACAAGUGAAGUCAAAUUUGUCGCACUUGGCCUCCACCAAUUCCUCGCAACUUAACAACGUCCCGGAGCGGCCUAAAUCAAACCAAUGGAAUUCCAAAUCGGCUAUAAAAGAUGUAACAGAUCAUGAUCUUGUCAGAUCUAGUGAAUAUGAUGAAGAUUUACCGCCCAGAGAUUUGAUUGAUGCUCUAGUUGAGAUUUAUUUUGCAAAAAUCCAUCCAUGGAUACCCAUGCUCCACGUCCGGGGUUUUCGCCAACGGAUGGCCAAUGACCGAGAGCGCCCACGAUUAACAACCAUAUUCCACGCCAUAGUUUCGCUCUGCGCUAGGUUUUCGCCCGAUUCACGACUUGGGAACGCCGAUGAGAAAGCUCGAAAUGCUAAAAGAAGCAAGCAAGUGGUCUUGCUUCGGAGUAUGGAAUCCUUCUCAGUAGGGAAUUUACAGGCUUUGAUCAUAUGUGCCUUCGAUACUCUAGGGAGUGGUCGAGGACCCUCAGCUUGGUCUAUCGUUGGCUCCAUGACUCGGACUGUGGAACAACUGCGGCUCAGUGUCGAGGAAGAUGAUCAACCCACCGCCGCGUCCGCCGAAGUCAUGAUUAAAAGAAUGGCAUUUCUACCCCCGGCUCGUACCUGGAGCGAGAGAGAAGAACGACGUCGGGUUUUCUGGAACAUAUUCUUGAUGGAUCGGUUUUGCAGUAUCGCAACUGGCUGGAACUUCUCGCUGACGAGCGCAGAUGUGAGAAUGCGCUUGCCUUGCGAAGGCGCUUUAUGGGAAGCUGGUCAACCAUUAGCCACUCCUACUCCCUAUUUUGGCGUUGCCGAUCAAACGAGUUCCGUCAAUGGCGCACUUCCUUCGGUGGGGUUGGGAGGCGAUUCUCAGGAAUCAAUCGGUGGAUUCGCUUAUUGUAUUGAAGCGACCGAAAGCCUUAGUCUAGUCACAUCUUUUUUCCUCCAGCAAGUUAUAGACAUCACCAAGAUGCAUGAGGUCCAGAUGUGGCUGAUGAAAUUCAAAGAGCUAGAUUUACGCCUAGUCCAAUGGAAGCUAUAUCUUCCCGAGCAAUGGCGAGAAGCCUGUGUUUUAAAUCAAGAUGGAAUCAUGGAUCCUAACCUAACUCUUGCACAUGUUACGCAUAAUACCGCAGUAGUUCUGCUUCACCAAAGCAUCGCAUAUCCUAUGUCUGAUUGGCAUAAUAGCCGAAUUCGAUUACCUAGUGCUUCAAGCUCCGAGACCUGCCUAGCUGCAGCUACAGAAGUUGCUAUAAUAACAGAGAAGUUCUUACAAGACUCUACAUCUCCGACCAACCCGCAGUUCGCAUUCUGCCUAUUCAUAUGUGGCCGUAUGCUACUAGCACACGCAUCUUACUAUGGUGUUCCGUUGUCGAAGGACUUCGACUCCCUUGUUGGAAGUCUCCUAGAGAUGUCUAGUCGCUGGAACGGCCCGUGGAGUGCACACGAAACAUCGAACUCUAUAGAAAACUUAGCAUCCAAGUUUGCGAUGCGCCUUAGACACGCCCAACGACAAGGCCCUGGCGCUAUUGAUAUUAGACAGCCUGCAUAUUCAGAUGACAACCGACUAGAACAAGAGUCCGAAGCACCGAUCACAGUACCCAUCCACGCGGAGCAGAUAUUCAACUCAUAUCCCAAUUCUAAUAACGCUCCUACCGCCAUGUUCAACGGAGGUUUUCGGACAGACAACGUUGGAGCAAAUAAUGAGGCCUCCCCCGAUAGCAUCUCACUGGCGUUUCCUCCUCUACCACUUGCAUUCCAACCAGAUCGUUCAAACAAGACCCAUACAUCAGCGCCCCCAAUAAGCUUAGCAUCCUUACAGACUCCGGGGCCUAUGCUACGAGACAGUAAUCCAAAUCACACCGGAAAUAUGGAUUUUGGAAAUUCCGACGUACUUGAUUUCGAAGAUCUCAACACAUAUUUGCAACAACCAUUCUUACCCACGCAGAGAAUAAGCAUGUUUUCAGAACCCAUGAAUGGCCACAGGCCAACUUAACAUUUCGACCGGGGAGAAAAGAUAAGAAUAAAAUACCUGAGUGCCGAGUAGAUUUUUCUCAAAUCUAUUCCGCCGAAGGGGGCCAUUC